Molecule: messenger RNA, 1624 nt
Organism: Salvelinus namaycush (lake trout)
Lineage: Eukaryota; Metazoa; Chordata; Actinopteri; Salmoniformes; Salmonidae
Product: nuclear receptor-binding protein 2-like
Exons: 18
Coding region: 17-1525 (502 amino acids)
Biological process (GO): endoplasmic reticulum to Golgi vesicle-mediated transport; protein phosphorylation; intracellular signal transduction
Cellular component (GO): endomembrane system; cytoplasm
Molecular function (GO): protein serine/threonine kinase activity; ATP binding
Source: RefSeq, a predicted model, not a curated record
GAUUGACUGGAUUGAAAUGACCAUGUCCGAGGAGAAUAUUUCGGGGUGUCGGGGGAAAGAGGAAGAGAGCGAGGAUGAGAGUGAAAUCUUGGAAGAAAGCCCUUGCGGUCGCUGGCAGAAGAGAAAGGAGCAGGUGAGUCAGGGGAAUGUUCCGGGCAUCGAGACUGCCUCACUGGCCAUGGACACAGAGGAGGGGGUGGAGGUGGUGUGGAACGAAGUGCAGUUCUCCGAUAAGAAGGUCUUCAAAUCUCACGAGGAUCGAAUGAGGGAGAUGUUUGAGAGCCUGAUGCAUGUAGAUCACCCCAACAUUGUCAAGUUCCAUAAGUACUGGCUGGACACCAGGGAGAGUCGGGCGAGGGUGAUCUUCAUCACAGAGUACAUGUCAUCAGGCAGUCUCAAGCAGUUCUUAAAGAAAACAAAGAAAAACCACAAGACCAUGAAUGUCAAGGCAUGGAAGCGAUGGUGCACUCAGAUUCUGUCAGCUCUGAGUUAUCUGCAUUCCUGCCACCCGCCCAUAGUCCAUGGCAACUUGACGUGUGACACCAUCUUUAUCCAGCACAACGGACUCAUCAAGAUCGGCUCGGUGUGGCAUAGGCUGUUUGUCAAUGUUUUCCCAGAGGCGAUCUACGGAAAUGUGCAGCAUCAUCGGGAUGAUGAAACGAACCAGCACUAUUUUGCUCCUGAAUACGGCUUGGCUGAGGAUGUUUGCUCUAUUGACAUCUUCGCCUUUGGCAUAUGUACCCUGGAGAUGGCAGUAUUGGAGAUCCAGGCCAACGGGGACACUGUGGUAUCCAAAGAGGCUAUAACCAACGCUGCCCAGUCUUUAGAUGAUCCGCUCAUAAAGGAGUUCACCCAGUCGUGUGUACGCAUGGACGCCAAAAAGAGACCCACGGCACAUGACCUGCUGUUUCACAGGGUUCUGUUUGAGGUGCACUCUCUUAAGCUGCUGGCUGCCCACUGCUUUAUCAACUAUCAGUAUCAGCUUCAUGAUAACUGCCUUGAAGAGAAGACCAGGACUUUCGACCCCAAUGGUGUGAUGGCUGAGAUCAAGCAUGGGGACCGGCCCGGGGUGGAGAUCAAGUACUCGAAUGUUUCGCCGCUAGAACUGGACAAAUUUCUGGAGGAUGUAAAGAAUGGGAUCUAUCCCUUGAUGAACUUCCAGCGGGGUCUCACCAUGCCCCGGACCUUGUCCAUCUUCCAGGAGCGCAUGGAGACAGUGAAGACUCCCAGCCCAGAGCCCCAGGAGAUGGAGACCAGAAAGGUUGUCCAAAUGCAUUGUAACUUGGAGUUCACUGAGGAAGGCACCAGAAGUCAUCUCUCUCUCCUCCUGAAGAUGGACGACAAGCUCCAACGGCAGCUAAACUGUGACGUUCUGCCGACUGACAGCUCCAAAGACCUGGCUAGUGAGCUGGUUCACUUCGCCUUCAUCAGUGAGGAGGACUGUGACAAGCUGGCGGGCUUUCUGGAAGACGCCCUGUGUAAGCAUUGGGCCGGGCCGCCAUUGGAGGAGUCUUCCCUGGCAUAGUGACGAUGUACCGACGCAUGCUGCUGCCCCAAGGGGGAUCUGGACCCUGGGAAAACUACAACAAGGGAGGGAAAGAAAGAGAAUUUAAAGAAAGGGACA